GGGUUUCCUUACGAUCCGUUUGCCAUGGAAAAGCACAAAGAAGACGAGGAGGAAGAAGGAUAUUAUGAACCGUAUCCCGUUCUCCACGUCCUCCCGCUUCCGCCAGUUCCCGAAGUCCUUCUCCAUCCGGAGGAAGGUCCCGUGGUGGUACAAGACCCUCGACCCGGGCAGCGACUUCGUGAACCGAUGGAACCACAUCUUCCUCAUCUCGUGCCUUAUCGCCCUCUUCAUCGACCCGCUCUACUUCUUCAUCCCCAUAGUUGCGGGCCCUGCCUGCAUCAAGAUCGACUUUGGCUUUGGCAUCUUCAUCACGCUCCUUCGUACAGUGGCUGACCUCUUCUUCCUCUUCCACAUGGUCCUCAAGUUCAGGACUGCCUUUGUGGCCCGCGACUCCCGGGUAUUUGGGCGGGGCGAGCUUGUGAUGGACCCGAGGGAGAUCGCCAUGCGAUACUUGAAGACCAACUUCAUCGUCGACCUUGCUGCUAGUCUCCCUCUUCCCCAGUUCGUGAUAUGGUUCGUAAUUCCAGCAAUAAAAAACCCGACUGCGAACCACGCAAACCACAUGGUUUCUCUAAUUGUUCUUAUUCAGUAUUUCCCUCGGUUUUUCCUGAUUUUCCCUUUGCAUAGUCGGAUCGUGAAAACGACUGGUGCGAUAGCAAAGACCCCCUGGACUGGGGCAGCUUACAAUCUCAUCCUAUGCACGCUCGCCAGUCACGUUAUCGGGGCAACUUGGUACCUCUGGGCACUCGAGAGGCAGCACGCCUGCUGGAGGAGGGAAUGCCGAAAGGAAAUGCAGUUGAGGCACUCCCCUUGUAAACUGAUCUACCUUGACUGUAGCUCAGUCAACUGGCCAGAUCGUCAGCAGUGGCUCAACGUCACAAGGGCGACCCUUAAGUGCGAUGCUCUCACUGAUACGAACCACCAGCAGUUCGGGAUUUUCGCUCCUGCCUUCACAAAUGAAGUUGCCUCUGCACGGUUCAUAGAGAAGUACUUCUACUGUCUUUGGUGGGGCCUCAAGAACCUGAGUUCAUAUGGUCAGAAUCUGAUGACAAGCACUAUUAGUGGUGAGAAUAUCUUCUCAAUAACGAUCUGCGUCGCAGGUUUGAUCUUCUUCUCGCAUUUGAUCGGAAACGUACAGACUUAUCUCCAAUCCUCGACGGUAAGACUCGAAGAAUGGAGGGUUAAGCGGAGAGACACAGAGGAGUGGAUGAGACACCGGCAACUGCCUCCAGAAUUGCAAGAGCGUGUUCGAAGAUUCGUUCAGUACAAGUGGCUCGCCACAAGAGGAGUCGACGAGGAGACCAUUCUGCAGUCCUUGCCUCUUGAUUUGCGGCGACAAAUCAGAAGGCAUCUCUGUCUCGCCCUAGUCCGUCGAGUGCCAUUUUUUGCGCAAAUGGACAAUCAGCUCCUGGAUGCAAUAUGUGAGCGCCUCGUUUCGUCACUGCACACCAAGGACACGUACAUGAUUAGGGAGGGGGACCCGGUCAGCGAGAUGCUCUUCAUUAUUCGAGGCCAGGUCGAGAGCAGCACAACUGACGGCGGGAGAUCGGGAUUUUUCAACUCCAUCACCCUGGGACCCGGUGACUUCUGCGGCGAGGAGCUCCUCACCUGGGCCCUCAUCCCAACUUCAAGCCUCAACCUGCCAUCCUCGACUCGGACCGUGAAGACCCUGACGGAGCUCGAGGCCUUCGCCCUCAGGGCAGAGGAUCUCAAGUUCGUGGCGGGCCAGUUCAAGCGGCUCCACAGCAAGCAGCUCCAGCAUGCUUUCCGGUACUACUCGCAUCAAUGGAGGACUUGGGGGGCCUGCUUCAUCCAGGCCGCCUGGAGGCGGUUAAAGAAGCGUAAGAUGGCCAUGGAAUUGGCCAAGCAGGAGAGCUACUACUACUACUACACGAACGUCGUGGAACAGGCAGGGGAAUACUCAGGCUUGGAUUACGAGGAUGUCGGCACGGGCCAUGACAAUGAUGCAGAAAACUCAAGGAAUGCACAGCAUCUCGGGGCAACACUACUAGCCUCAAAGUUUGCUGCAAACACGAAGAAAGGGGUCACCGAGAGAGUCAGGGUGAUCGAUCCCGAUGAUCUAAAGAUGCCGAAACUAUUCAAACCUAAGGAGCCCGAUUUCUCUGAUUGACCUGAUUGAGGUAGCAGAAUCCUGAGUAGACGAACACACUGCGUAGUUUGUGUAAUUUAUUGUGAACUAUUCGCAAAUUAACGUGAAGAGUCAAAUUUUAAGUUU
Messenger RNA from Punica granatum (pomegranate), 2236 nucleotides. The record is from RefSeq and is a predicted model, not a curated record. NCBI's taxonomy places the organism in Eukaryota, Viridiplantae, Streptophyta, Magnoliopsida, Myrtales, Lythraceae.